Messenger RNA from Callorhinchus milii (elephant shark), 2739 nucleotides. RefSeq names its product serine/threonine-protein kinase 32B. The coding region runs from base 275 to 1375 and encodes 366 amino acids. Gene Ontology annotation, molecular function: G protein-coupled receptor kinase activity; ATP binding; G protein-coupled receptor binding. The record is from RefSeq and is a predicted model, not a curated record. NCBI's taxonomy places the organism in Eukaryota, Metazoa, Chordata, Chondrichthyes, Chimaeriformes, Callorhinchidae. Gene Ontology annotation, biological process: G protein-coupled receptor signaling pathway; regulation of signal transduction; protein phosphorylation. The transcript has 12 exons.
CCUUCGAGCAAUUGGAAAAGGAAGCUUUGGAAAGAAUCACUAAAACCAGACAUGCUGGCCUCUGGGUUAAUGGAAAGAGCUGCAACAACGGGGAGCAGCACAUUCAUACUUCUACUGUGAGCAAAAUGCAAGAUCAAGGAGUUGGUCAUAUCUUCAAAAGAAAAACAAAAGAGAAUGGGAAAUGCAGGAGAAAUAUUUUUAGCAGAAGGGUGAUAGCAUGUGGAACAGAUGACCAGCAGAGGUAUGCAUUGUGCAGAAGAGAGAUACAAAGAAAAUGUACGCUAUGAAAUAUAUGAACAAACAGAAAUGCAUUGAGCGGGAUGAGGUACGGAAUGUUUUCAGGGAGCUGCAGAUAAUGCAAGGACUUGAACAUCCUUUCCUUGUGAACCUUUGGUACUCCUUCCAGGAUGAGGAAGAUAUGUUUAUGGUGGUAGACCUGUUGCUGGGUGGAGAUUUGCGCUAUCAUCUGCAGCAAAAUGUGCAUUUCAAAGAAGAAGCAGUGAAACUUUACAUCUGUGAGCUGGCCAUGGCGCUGGACUACCUACAGACUUACAAUAUCAUCCACAGGGACAUCAAACCUGAUAAUAUUCUUCUUGAUGAACAUGGACAUGUACACAUUACUGACUUCAACGUAGCAACAAUUGUGGGGGAUUCAGAAAAAGCUACAUCCAUGGCUGGGACCAAGCCCUACAUGGCUCCAGAGGUUUUCCAGUCCUACUUGGAAGGAGGUCCUGGCUACUCAUAUCCUGUGGACUGGUGGUCACUGGGCAUCACAGCUUAUGAGCUGCUGCGGGGUUGGAGACCUUAUGACAUACACUCCAACACUGCAGUGGAAGAAAUACUUCUCAUGUUCAGAGCUGAAAAAGUACAUUGUUCCUCCACCUGGUCAAAAGGCAUGGUGGAACUAAUAAAGAUGCUUCUUGUGAAGGAGCCUGAUUGCCGUCUGUCAAGUCUCAAAGACGUCCAAAAUUCUCCGUACUUAGCCAAUGUGAAUUGGGAUGCUGUUCUGGAAAAGAUUGUCCCACCUGGCUUUGUUCCAAAUAAGGGAAGACUGAACUGUGAUCCUACAUUUGAACUAGAAGAAAUGAUAUUGGAAUCCAAGCCGCUUCACAAAAAGAAGAAACGACUGGCUAAAAACAAGUCCAAAGAUAUUGGUAAAGAAAGUUCUCCAUUGAAUGGACAUCUACAACAAUGUCUGGACACAGUGCAUAAGGAGUUCAUCAUAUUCAACAGGGAGAAGUUAAGAAAAAGACGGGCAGCAAGUGGGCAAACAGAUAAUAAUGAAAGUGGGAGUUGCAGUCAAACACACGAAAAGAUGCAGGACGGACACAACAACAAUGUACUCGGAACUGUCUGUACAACCAUUGCGAGUUAGUCAGCAAGAGCCCGGCUGACUGCUCUGGGAACCCUAGAAACACUGAUUGUAUGAUAAUGAAAAUCAUUUCUGUGCAUGCCUCGUAAGAUACCAUUUCUUCCCACCAGAGAACAACUUGGCUGAUUAAGAUUUUCCUGGGAAAUAAAAUCUUUACAAAAUAAAUGGAUAUUUUAUUAUCAUCUGCUUGUACGCUGGAGUGGAAACGGGGAAUUUUCCUGUUGGGAGUAAAGUCUUGCUCAGAAAGACUGCAGAAUAAAUAUUACCAAACUGUCUUGAAAUCAAUUUUUCAUAUCACACAUUCCUUCAAGGAAUAAACCCACUUAGAAUAUGUGAAGGAAAGUAUCACAGUCUUAAGCCUUUAAGCACAGUUUUGAGUCCUGGUAUCUGAAGUUUAGCUGUCUGUGAAUAUAUGUGUGGUGCUGAAUCUUUUUUUCCCAGUCUCACAAGAUUCUUUGCUCAUUUGUUUUGAUGCUUGGAAUCGACUCUUUGGCCUCAAAACAUCAAGCUUUGUGAAAAUGUUUCCUGUUUGUUCAUGCAUUUUUUCCAACUUUUAUAAAUUAGUUCAAUGGUGUUUAAAUGAACUCUUUGUUUAUCUGAAUCACAACACUAAACUGUGAGAAUGACAUGAAUAAAGAUGGUCAUGCAGUGAAUGCUGGCAAGUAAAAGGUUUGCUGGUGGAAAUAACUUGCAUUGAUUAAUUAAUAAAUAGUAAAUGUGCAUUGUUUGUGAAUAAUUGAUAUUAGAGUCUGUUUCCCUUCUGUAUAUUCCUUGUUAUUUUAUCAUUUUAACUUUGUUAACUUAAAGCAUUUAACAUCUGGUAGAGACUCUUUUUACAGCAACUUGCAUUUAUAUAGCGCCCUGCUGAGUGCUUUUACUGUUUGUUGUGAUUAUUUAGCUAUAAAUACAGCAUUGACAGAUUUCAUUUGACUGUUAAAAUUUAUCUCCUCUAAUAAUUUGGGUGUCACCUGAUUCCACAUCAGUGGGAGAGGGACAGCAAAAUCUGUGGUUCUUUAAUCUUGAAAGUUCUUGGUGACGGGCUCAAGGCCCAUAAUGAGGGCACUAGUGUGGAGGAGAGGGCAAGAUGAAAAUAUGAUCAAAAUCAUUAGGUGUUUAAGUGUUACCAGGUCUGGGGUUUUCAAUCCCUAAUACAUCAUACACACAACCUUUCUGUGAAGGCUAUUUGUUUGUGACUCUCACUUCCUUGGGUGUUGUAAUUUUCACUGGAGGAGCUCAGAUAGCUCAGUUGAUAGAGCAUCAGACAUUUAAACCAUCGAUUUGUUAGUGAUCUGAGGGUCCAGGGUUCAAGUCUCUUUUCACACAUUAGUUAUUUACUUUCUGGAAUUAGGUAAGCAGGAUGCGUCCCU